UUUAUUUUUUAUUAUUUAGUUUAAUAUUAUUAACAGAAUAUUUACAUAUUUUUUUAUCCUUAUGUUAUUUAUGUUUUCUGUGUUAUUUACUGCAUUACUCUUAAAAGUUUAUUGCUUGACAGAUUGCUUUGAAUAUUUAUUAAAGUAAUAAUUUUAUCCAUUUGGAUUUUAAGCAUGCAACUCUUAAAUCACAUACAUAUCUUCAUAUUGUAUCAUCAAUGAUAUGUGUAGAUAUAUUACCAAUUUGAUAUAGAAUGAAAAAGCAACUGGCUCGUGCAACCUGUGUACAUUUUUUACACUUGUCUAUUUGUUGUCGUAUCACCUCUUUGAUUUCAACGAAAUACAUUGAUCAAGUAAUCCAUUAUGUAUCAUUAACUCUAGCUUCUGAUAUGCAAUAUUGCAACCAGUCUCAUCUUAACUGUGAUGGUACAAAGAUAUGAUACGAGCAACAAGUCCAUACGUAACUAAACUACACUCUUUCUGAACAGCUAUUUGCAUUUUUCAGAAAUAUGGAAUGGUGCGUUUGCCAUUUUGUAAUAGAUAACUCUGUAGAAGUUAUCCCAAAGAAGUGGAUAAUUAAUGAAAGCCAAUGUGUGUGGCCAUUGACAACAAAAUCAUCUAAAUUAUCCGAGCUUAUUAAAAAAAGAGAGAUUCCACAAGAUAAUUGGAAAACAAUUAGUGUCAAAAUUUUAGGACAAUGUGACGACUAUAAAACAGCUCAAAGAAAAUGCAAAAGAGCAUUGGAUAGAGAUAAUCUCUCAUCACUAUCUGAAUGUACUGAACAUGGAAAAGGACUUCGUGUACCGAAACGUAAAAGAAAAAACAGUGAUACAGGCACAGAUACGGAAAGCAAGUCUAGCAAAGAGGAAUUGUCAUCCAUUAAUUUUCCGACAUACAGGGCAGAUAUACAGAUAAGACUGUAUUUUUAUCAAAUUUGGCACAUAAAGGUACGGUUAAGUGAAAAAAAUAAUGAACAAUUGUAACGUUAUUUUUCUAAG
Ooceraea biroi (clonal raider ant) is the source of this 998-nucleotide messenger RNA. RefSeq lists its product as uncharacterized. The record is from RefSeq and is a predicted model, not a curated record. Lineage: Eukaryota; Metazoa; Arthropoda; Insecta; Hymenoptera; Formicidae.